Messenger RNA from Danio aesculapii, 920 nucleotides. RefSeq names its product carcinoembryonic antigen-related cell adhesion molecule 20. NCBI's taxonomy places the organism in Eukaryota, Metazoa, Chordata, Actinopteri, Cypriniformes, Danionidae. The transcript is spliced from 4 exons. The coding region runs from base 304 to 756 and encodes 150 amino acids. The record is from RefSeq and is a predicted model, not a curated record.
UUACAUCUACCUUUUACAUUGAGAGUGGGAAGACUGUGACUUUAAACGUGACUAUACAAGGAAACCCUGAAGAAAUCUUGUGGAAAUACAAUGGAAACAAGUUAGCAGAGCGUGAUUUGAUUGGUUUUGAAGAUUACGGUCAGUUCAAGGGACGAUCGAGGAUUAAUAUGACCUCUGGUCAGCUCACUGUUCGUAACGUGACCCGCCGUGACAGCGGCUCUUAUGAGUCUGAAAUACAGAUCAGCGGAAAGCUGCAAAUGUCUAAACAUGAAGUCAGAGUCAUUGGGUCACAAAUGAGCACAAAUGAGAUGUGUGUUUCCAUCAGACGCAGUGCAGAAGCCCAGUGUGAGCUGUAAAGUGAACAAAACAACAGAAUCUACAACCCUGCAGUGUUCAGUGCCGGACCCGCAGUCUGUGACCUACAGAUGGACCACGGCACAUUCAGAUUCAGAUCAACACUUGGGUCCGCAGCUCCAGAUCAGCAGAGACCAGGAGCCGGACUCGGUUUAUACCUGCACCGUGAGCAAUCCUGUCAGCCGGAAAAACACCAGCGUGACCCUGAGAGCCUGCGGCACAGAUAAGUCUGCUCUGAAGACCAUUCUCAUUGGAAUUUUAGUCAGCACUGCUGUGAUUGUAUUGAUCGCUGUGAUUAUCUGCCUUCUACAAAGGAGGACAGGUCUCAGAUAUGAAGCAAGAAAAAUACGAAUACGGAGGACCCACAAAACAAGCAAGUCUAAAAAGAUGUUUUAUUGUUGAAUGUGAGAGUUGUCUGCUCUUUAAUAUGGCCGUUCUGUUCAUUAUCUCUGCUUCUGUUUACUUCUCAUAGUAACAGCAUUCUGUGCUGCUUCACAAAGUGCACAUAAAUCUGCUCUGGCAACGUUAUUUAUUAAUUUAAUUAUUUAUUUUACACCCACAAAUAA